AUGGUCACCUCCCUGGGUGCCUCAAUGGAAGGUAAAAUUGUGAUUUAUCAAGAAAUGGCAACCCUAACGGGCAUUCUAGUAGACGUGUCAGAAUCCAUGGAGCGAAAUAUUGGUGGCCCAGUUGAUGAGGAGGGUGGAAGCUGGGCACGGUCCAUCUUCAAAGUCCUAGAUGGUCUAAUAAAACAUGAUGUUACUAAAAAGAAUCACGUAUUUGGCCUGGGAGUCGGAGCACGCUAUGAACCGCAAGUAUUUGACAUGUUAAAUACCAUAAAGAAAGCCCAAUCGGAAUCUUCUGCUAACCGCCAGAGAAGAAGUUUGAGUAAAUGGGGAAUACUUAAUGAAAUAUUAUCCAUCCUUGAAAGAAACGGCGCACCAAGAGUAAGGACAUGGGCCAAAAUGAAUGUCUUGAUGAGUGUUGUGACAGACACAGAAGCUAGUAUGUUCCUUGGGAAACUCUUAAAUGGCUCAGACUUCAGAAGAAGAUUUGUGGAUGAAUGUUUACCAAAGGAAUGCAAAGAACUCGAGCGUUCAUUAAGGUCUUAUGGUAAGGAAGGUCUUUUCUUCAUGGGUGGAUAUUUUGAUGGUGCCCAGGAAUAUGCCACAAAGGAUGCUGUCCAGAAAGCAGUCGAUAAAGGAAAAAAACUUGCCCAUGAAUUGUCUCUGGUUGGUAUCAGUCCAGCCGCAGUGAUGAAUGUACAAAAGGCAUCAGAAAUACUACAUGGGUCCAUAGGUGAAGAGGAGGAACUUACUAAGCAUCGUGUUGAUGAACUGAUGGAAACGGUGAAGCCAUUUAUAUAUGGUGGUACUCCCUUGAUGAGAACAAUGAAGGAAUCUGUAUCCCUGUUCAGCAAGCCUGAAUUCAAGCAACACCAUAAGCUGCUCUUUAUUCUCUCUGAUGGGGAGCCUGGUGAUGGAUAUAACCCCCCUCUGAGGGAAUUAUCCAACUAUGAUGUGACAAUAAUAUGUUGUUACAUCACCAACAAAGCAAUUGCAGAUCCACGCCGCCUUUACAGUGUUGCAUCUGAAUGUUGGGAAAAACCUGCAAAAUUCAUGUUCAAAAUGAGCUCCACGAUCACAACACAAAUGAUACCACGCACAAUAUUUGUGAAACGAGGAUGGAACAUUGAUAUAGAGAACAAUGAAACACAUCUGUUCUUUCAAGUGAAUCAUCCUGAUAUGAUCGAAGAUGUUUGUGACCUGGCAAGAAAUGUUGUGUGUUGCCAGGAUUCACUUUCUGAUAUGCUCGCCUCAGUCUCCCUUGAUCUCUACAUCAACCAAGUCAACCAAGACUUCAGUGCCAAGGGAAAUAAAGAAAGGGCAUGUUACGCCAAUGCCUCUGCAGCAGUGUUACACCUUGCAAUGAAGCGAAUUGUUGGCCGUGAAGGUGGCUAUCCAGACUUCUUUGAUCUGCGUAAACAGAUGAUCGACAAGAAUAUUGAGAAAGGAGUCAAUGUAUUGCGUGUGCUAGAAGAGAUGUGUCUAGGAUAUCGACUACACUGCGAAAAGAUGGACCUUUUGAAAGCUUUGAAAGCUAUCACUGCAAAACGCCCAGUGCUUGUCCAGUUCCGACUGACGGAUCAUGAAUGGGACUUAUUCUCAGACUUUUACAAAAAACACCCUGAUGGUAUCUUAACAAAAUCUGAUCUCAAUAUCACACAACGUUCCUAUGUUGCUGAAGUUAUUGGCCAUGCAGUUGUUCUCACCAGCUACAACGGUGAAUGUUUGCGCAUGAUGAACUCCUGGGGCAGCGACUGGGCUGAUGGGGGUUUCUUCAGAGUACGGGAUGCUGAUAUCCUUGGCCUUGAGUUUAUAGAUGUGAAGUGGACCCAGGAUGACUUAAAGCAAAGUGAGAUUGAUGCAUACAAGCAGCAAGGACCUAGCUUGGCAUCAAAACUGAUGUCAUCCCUGAAAGGUCUACAAACAGCGAUGUACAAAUGCCCUCUUUGCUCUAAAGAGUCAAAGGUUGUUGACUAUAAAGGGAAACUCCUAAGGGUCGUUUGUCCAUGUUGCAAUGGAUGGUUCAAAACUAAAGAGGCAGGAGAUGACCUUGCCUUGAACAUGUACUUGACCUCCCUCUCUCAUUAGACAGUAUAUGUACUUUGUUUAGCGAAGAGGACAUUUUACCCUUUCCAGUGCUCAGUGCUUUGAAGUAAAUAUCCAGAACUUAGAACUAUGAAGUAAAUAUUUGAUGCUUAGAAUCAUGAAGAUAUUCAAUGCUUUGUAUGCUAAGAAGAUAUCAAAUGCUUCGAAGUAAAUAUUCAGAACAUAAUACUGUAAAUUAAAUAUCCAAUGCUUAGAAUCUUGAAGAGAAUAUUCAAAGAUAUCCAUGCAUAGUAUUUUGAAUAGCCUUGCCCAAGUCAGGAUUUUUUACUUAUCUGAUCUUGAAUUAUUACCGGCAGUCAUAAUAGAAAUCAAGAUAAGUAAAAGAGGCCAACUUGGGCAAGGCUAUAUUUUGAAGUAAACAUUGAAUACUUUGUACUAAUUAAAGAAGAUAUUCAAUACGUAUUUAGAAGUUAAUAUUCAAUGCUUAAUAUUCUGAAUUAAGUAUCCAAUGCUUUGUAUCAUAAAAUGCAAACUAUUCAAUGCACAGUCAGAGU
Messenger RNA from Owenia fusiformis, 2597 nucleotides. NCBI's taxonomy places the organism in Eukaryota, Metazoa, Annelida, Polychaeta, Sabellida, Oweniidae. The record is from the annotation of a GenBank genome assembly.